AUGAAGUUCUCCGCGCUCUCUCUGGGCCUCAUGGCAGCCCUCGUCUCGGCUGUGCCCACUCCUACCAUCCAGCAACGUGCUUCCGUUUCUGAUAAACCCAUCGGAUACGCUUCGCUGAACGGCGGGACCACUGGAGGUGCAGGUGGAACGACCACCACCGUUUCCACCUACGCGCAGUUCACCGCUGCCGUCAAGGGCAACGCAAAGAAAGUCGUGUUCGUCUCCGGCCCCAUCACCACUGCCGCCGCCGCGGUCAAGAUCGGAGGAAACACCUCUGUCAUCGGCAAGUCCUCCGCCGCCAAGCUCACCGGAUUCGGCCUCAUGAUCAAGUCGGUCUCGAACGUCAUCGUCCGCAACAUCGCCGUCUCCUCGGUCCUCGCGGCCAACGGCGACGCCCUCGCCGUGCAGCUCUCGACCAACGUCUGGUUCGACCACGUCGACCUCUCCUCCAACCGGGACCACGACAAGGACUACUACGACGGCCUCCUCGACCUCACCCACGCCGCCGACUUCGUCACCAUCUCCAACUGCUACAUCCACGACCACUGGAAGGCCUCCCUGAUCGGCCACUCGGACAGCAACUCGGCCGAGGACAAGGGCCACCUGCGCGUCACCUACCACAACAACUACUGGCGCAACAUCAACUCCCGCGGGCCCUCCAUCCGCUUCGGCACGGGCCACAUCUUCAACUCCUACUUCGACAACGUCUCCGACGGCAUCAACACCCGGCUCGGCGCCCAGGUCCUCGUCGAGGGCAACACCUUCGUCGGCUCCUCCAAGCCCCUCUACUCCACCGAUGCCGGCUACGCUGUCUCCGUCGACAACAACUUUGGCUCCGGCGCCAACACCGCGCUCGCCGGUACCCUCAAGACUGUGCCGUACUCCUACACCAAGAUCGCCGCUUCCGCCGUCAAGGCUGCUGUUGUUGGCAAGGCCGAUCCAACCAAUCCCGGCGCUCCGCCUCGCGAUAGGAGGGCAGAGGGAGCAGCGGGUGCGCCGAGAGCACAAGAGGUUCCACGAUGUCGAGUGGGUGAACGGCGAGACGCUGAGCUGGCUGGCAGAGCUGUACGAUAUCGCUGGCCUGCCCCUACUGACAGGCGAAGGGAGGGUGCCGCCGGUGAUGGGAAAAGAGACGGACACGGAUCCACGGCCCUUCGUCCUGAGGAGGAGAAGUCCUCACGCCCCGAAGAGGCGGAGGCGGAUAAGAACCGGUCGGGGGUGGGUGGUGGUGGAGGAGGAGAGGAAGCAGCCGGGCAAAGACUUGCUUGCAUAUAUCUAGCUAGAGGGUCAGAGCGUUGUCAGCGCAGAAAGCAUACGACGUAG
This is a messenger RNA of Drepanopeziza brunnea f. sp. 'multigermtubi' MB_m1, 1323 nucleotides long. RefSeq lists its product as uncharacterized. The record is from RefSeq and is a predicted model, not a curated record. Gene Ontology annotation, molecular function: pectate lyase activity. Lineage: Eukaryota; Fungi; Ascomycota; Leotiomycetes; Helotiales; Drepanopezizaceae.